GCAAGCAAAUUUUCUCACUUGAUUUUUGUCAGUUCAAAAUUACCAACCACUUAAAUUACCUUACUAUAUAAUAUCCUUAACUUUGGCACAAUUAAUCAAUUUAUUGAUCGUCGUAAACCAAAUAUUCUAAUUUUACCAGAUUAAAUUUAAAACAUGAAUACACCAGAAACUAUUCCAUUAAUAUCAUUGAACAUAUCCAAUGGCACUCAAUCUCCAAGGGCACUUCACCAAAGUGGGUGCGGUAAUGAUCUCCUACCGCUACAUAAUACAGACCUGUACAAGGACGAAGCCUUCAAAAAUAAAGUUCAAAAAAUUGUGAACGACACACCGGAUGCAGUUAAUUCGAAGGACGACACAGGCCGGAAUGUUAUCCAUUUCUUGAUAGAAAAUGCGAACGAGUGUGACGACGCUGUCGACAUAUUGUCGUUCUUCAUCCGCAGCAACGUCCCCCUUGAUGAGCCAGUUGGUAAAGACUUCUUAUAUCCAGUCCACCUCGCCAUCCUUUACAACAAGCCAGGUUGCUGAAAUGUUUAAUCGAUACGGAAACUAGCAUCAGGCAAACCGAGCUACACGACGAAAAGGGGGAUACACCACUUCAUUAUGCAGCUGGAUUAUCCGACGACAGAUUUGCUGUCAGCUGUAUAAAUGUCCUGCUCGAAACCGAGGCAGACAUAUCACUUGCAAUCGGACGAAUCAAUAAAGAUGGAUGGACUGCGCUCCAUUACCCUGUACAGACGUGUAACAUGAAAAUCUUUGAGGCGCUUUUGCCCUUUUAUGCUGAGGAACCAGGUGCCCCCAACAAGCGCGUACCCAUACUAAACUUUAUCUGCACACAGGACUGUUCCGACACAGUGCGCCAAGGCAUGCUGAUAAAGAUAAUAGACCGACUUCAUAAGUCCAAAAACAAGUUCGCCUUCAAUCAUUGUUGGAAUGAUUUCACUCCAUUAAAACAAGCUGUAAGAUCCAAGAACGUUUUUGCCGUUGAAACCCUAGUCGCAAAAUCUUACGUCAGGUUAACGGACGAGGACAAGUCGGGCAGGACUCCCAUUUUUUAUGCCGCAAUGGCAGGUUUUUCUUAUGAUGGUGACAAAUGUUUGCGUUCUCUCUUAUCAAGAGGGCCGAACUUAGGGAUACUGAGACCUGGCUAUGACUUAGACGCAAUAUUUGUCAAGAAGGAUAAAUCACAAAAGACAGUGUUUGACUAUGCCAGAGAAAACUGUCAUCCGGAUGCCAUCACAAUGCUAUUUGGGACGCUACACCCUCAUGGAAGCUACUUUAAAGCUAAGAUGCAGGAAAAACGCUCAAGCUUGAAAAAGUAUGCUACAGUUCCAAUAUUCAUGCAUUAUUUGAUGCAGAACUCGUUUUCGUUAAAAGAGGGUGGAACCCGCGGGAACCUUAGUUGGAGACCGAGCUCUGUCACCUGUAACUACGAUCCAGAAAAAUAUAUACAAGAAACUAAGCGAAUCCGUGCCAGAAUGAAUUCUUGGAACAGUGAGCAACAAAAAAUGGUAAUGUUGCAUCCAGCAAUGCAACUGUUCGUGCAUUUAAAAUAUGCCAAACUGAGGUACGUCACGUUCAUUCUUCUAGUGAUUCAGAGUUUAUGGAUUACGUCGUUGUGGUAUUUCGUUUCGUUUGCACAUAAGGCUGAAGAUGCGAAAAGAAAUGCGACCUGGUACUCGUUCUUCCUUGUCUAUAUAGUCUUCUCUACAGGGUACGAAGUACAUGAAAUGUGGCAGCACGGUUUACUACGAUAUUUUACCAAUUUCACGAAUUGGGGACAAUUGCUACGAAAUGGUUUUCUACUUGGGGCGGAUUAUUGCCUACACCAUGGGCUGACUCCACAGGGAAGGUCAUACACUGCGUUGGGAGUUAUUCUAGCUGGUGCCUUAUCAAUGAGAUAUUUCAGAAAUUUGCAUAACGAAAUUGGUCACACACUGGAUAUGUUGAGACAGGUUCUAAUGAAAGUCGCGACAGUAUUUUUUUGCAACAUUGUUUACAUCAUUAGCUUUACGGUAGCCGUGGGGCUAUGGUUUUCGAGCAAUAGCGAAAACAGUAAAUCCCAAAUUGGGACGGCAUUGCGCAACCAGACCAAUAGUAUUGGCGGACGAGACUUACCGGACUUACAAUACAACGACACGUCUGGAGUAUUUCCAUUUCAAGAGAUUAUAAUGAUGAUGACUGGAAGUAUCGAUACAGAGAAAGUAAACGAUGCCCUCCCCUUCGUUGGUCAAGUUGGAUUUCUCAAUUUCCUCAUAUUCAUAAUUCUAAUGGUUGUAUUGAUAUUUGCAAUCUACAACCAACUAACUGGUGUCGCAAUAGCAAAAGUCUCGGAAAUGACAGAGAAAGCAGAAGUGCACCGCGUUAUGUCCAAAAUUGAAUACAUAUUUCUCGUCGAAACAUUGACUUUCAUAAUGUAUCAAUUUCUUUGUAUAAUUUUUCGAUGCGCAAAUAGUAAGACUCGUCUCGCGAGAUAUUUCCGCAGGCUAGACAUUGCCUCCUCAGAUAAAGGGGAGUACUCCGAAUGUAUCGAAAUACGUUCCAAGCUGAAUCCAGUAAACCAUUCUAUGAAAGAUUCUAUGAAAGUUUUUCUGGCAUAUCGGGAAUUUUCCAGAUGUCGGUACAAUUUCGGGAAGUGAUUUCCGGAGAAUGCAUAGACGUGCGGAGAAAGCGGACAUUAUCAGAUCAAAGCAGACAGGACUGUUGAGUGAAGAUCGACGAUUUAGAUUUGUUUAUAUCAGGGUUACGACGAGAGAUGUAAUAUUGAAAUCUAAAAAGAAAACGUGUCACGAGUAUAAAGAGUAAAGUUAACUGUUUUCAUAUUUGGAACAUGUGCUCAUGUAGCAAUUAAAUUUAGGAAUAUUUAUAUCAAAGUCAAAUUUACAGCAUAAUUAAUUAGUGGAGAGAUUCGAGGAGUGGUACUUACAAGUAUAUACCCAUAUCUUUUCAAGCGGUUGUAUAGUUACAUAUGGCCUCGAUGUAUGUAUGUACAUAUUUAUGUAAUAAUUUUUCUGCAACCUUGAUGAAAAGUCAAACCUAAAUGUUGAAAGUAUGGUUUUCUAAAUAUGUAAAAUUGAAGUAUAAAAGAUUUGUCUACGCGCAUACCCAUUUUAAACAUUUUAAACGAAAUAUUAUUUGCAAAAUUAGUUUAAACAUACGUCGAGUAAAUGGUAGACUUAAGUUAUUGAACAAUUAUAUACAUAUUAAGUUUAAACAUUUUAAAUAAAAUUAUUCCAUAUUUUCAUCAACCUGUACAAUUUUGGAGUUAUAAAUAAAUGAAAUUCCCAAAUUAUCUAUGUAUACAUACUACAUACAUACAUAGAGUAACACAUAGGGCAAUACUCAUAAUUAUUCUAGAACUUAAACAUCUAGCAAUUUAUAAUGUAUUUAUGGAGGUUGAUUGUCUUAAAACUUUUUAUUUUGUUGUAAUUAUAAUUAUUUCGCAAUAAUCGUAAAUGGCCAAAUUUAUGUAGGAAUAACUCUAAAA
Folsomia candida is the source of this 3484-nucleotide messenger RNA. RefSeq lists its product as uncharacterized. NCBI's taxonomy places the organism in Eukaryota, Metazoa, Arthropoda, Collembola, Entomobryomorpha, Isotomidae. The transcript has 10 exons. The coding region runs from base 744 to 2636 and encodes 630 amino acids. The record is from RefSeq and is a predicted model, not a curated record.